This is a messenger RNA of Thecamonas trahens ATCC 50062, 892 nucleotides long. RefSeq lists its product as uncharacterized. The record is from RefSeq and is a predicted model, not a curated record. The coding region runs from base 83 to 892 and encodes 269 amino acids. The transcript has a single exon. NCBI's taxonomy places the organism in Eukaryota, Apusomonadida, Apusomonadidae.
ACACACACACACACACACACACACACCGCCACCUCCCCCUCCCCCCUCUUUUGCCUCUCGUUCUCGUCGACACCCUACCGCCAUGGGAAACUGUGCUUGCUGCAUCAACAAGAAGGCCGGCCCGACGCCGAGCGCGGCGCAGUCGUUGAACAUCGUGGCGCAUACGGCGGUGGGAGCAGGCAGAUUCAACAUCAAGAAGCGGUUCUUCCAGUCCAAGGAGCUCGGGACCAACGGGUACCUCUACCUUACCUCGGACUACAAGGUCGGCCUGCGGAUGACAGCAACGGGGUGCACGCCGGUCACCAUUCCUCACUUUGAGGUCCCGGCGGCGUACAUCGACACGGUCGCCGUCGCCAACGCGUGGCGCGAUGGCAAAACAAACGAUGACAUGUGUCUCUGCUGCUGCUGCUGCAAGGGCAUGGCAUUAGUCGAUGUCGCCGGUAUCUACACCGCCGCCACGCCGCCGCACGAUUCAUCGUGGGAGGGCAAGAAGUUCCACUUUGCCGUCGUCGUCUACCACGCCGAGUGGUGGGUCAACGAGAUCACCCGCAUGCGCGAUGAGGCCCGUCGCAUCCACUACACCGGCGCGGCGGCCGAGCCUGGUGCUGUGGCGGCGCCCGCCCCGCCGCCGUUCCAUCAAUCACCCGGUGGUGUUGGCGGCGUUGCAGUCGCCGUCGACCCGAACCACCGCCCCAAGCAGGCCUCGUACCCUGCACCUGCUGCCGCCGUCGCCUACCCCGCGCCUGCCCCCCCGGCCGUGCCGUACCCUGCCGACCCAAUCCCGCCCCCCGCAGCUCAUCCGUCCGCCUUUCCGGCAGCUCAUCCGUCCGCCGAUCCGAACGGUGGCGAAGCUCCGCCGCCGUACUCGCCGCCAUCUGCACCGCCCAAGUAG